Messenger RNA from Hermetia illucens (black soldier fly), 865 nucleotides. It is a transcript of the gene EbpIII, whose product is annotated as ejaculatory bulb-specific protein 3. Lineage: Eukaryota; Metazoa; Arthropoda; Insecta; Diptera; Stratiomyidae. The transcript is spliced from 2 exons. The coding region runs from base 165 to 551 and encodes 128 amino acids. The record is from RefSeq and is a predicted model, not a curated record.
GUACAAAGCGUAAGUAUCUACUAUCUCGUAUGAGUGUCUGUCUACUUGCUUGAAUGGGGAGUAAGACACAAUUUUCACUAUAAAAGACGACUUGGAGACGACGUUAAUCAUCAGUCGGUUCUCCAUUUUCAUUCCAAGUGAAACCAAUUCAAACCUUGUUCAACAUGAAAUUCACCGUUGCCGUUUUGUUGGCUCUUGUUGCCGUUUGCUUUGCCGACGACAAAUACACUACCAAAUACGAUAACCUCGAUGUUGAUGAAAUCCUAAAAUCUGACCGUCUCUUCAAGAACUACUACAACUGCUUGUUGGACAAGGGCAAGUGCAGUCCCGAAGCUCGUGAAUUGAAACGUGUUCUUCCUGAUGCCCUUCAAACUGAAUGCUCCAAGUGCAGCGAAAGACAACGUACCGGAACCGACAAGGUCCUCCGUCACUUGAUUGAAAACAAACCAGCUGAAUGGAAAGAACUUUCCGCUGUUUACGAUCCACAAAACAUCUACAUCACCAAAUACCGCGCUGAGGCUGAGAAGCGAGGAAUCAAGCUUCCAAACUAAAUAGUUAAAGAUUCUUACAAGAAAGAUAAGAUACGAUAGGUUCUGUAUGCUGUGAGGCCCCGAAAUCUGCACAAACUAUGAAACUGAAAAGAUACCAACUACCAACUACUCCACAUAAAACCUGAGAACAUCACCUUUCAUCUUUAGCUAAAUUAAAUAAUUUGGGGCUCUUCGUAUGGAUUUAAGGAACGAGUGAUUUUUUUUAUAUAACUUUAAUGCUAAUGGCGAUUUUAAUUUCUCAUUUUUUAUUGUUAGAUGUGUAAAAGUCUUGUGAACAAAUUCUUUUUUAUAUGAAAACAUGGAAAAAACCAUAA